CGGCGCUAGUAUUGAAUGGACAGGUAACCGGUGAACUCGCAAUAUUGGAUUAGUCUCGAUCGUGUCCGUCGAUCCGUGUGAAUCAUUGGGAUUUCAGAAGAAGAAAAAUAACGACAAACGAGAAAGCAGAGAAAUCUAGUGAGACCUCUAAAGUUCUCCAAAGUGCGUUCUUGCUGUGGUGCUUUGAACCUGUGCAUUAGUGUCCCUGUGUUAGUGAUCACGUCGUUGAAGAAAAGUGAUCUUCGGACCCCUGUUUGUGUAUAGGUAAUAAAAUUGUGACUGCCCUUGGCUUUGAUUUGAUUUGUUUGAUCGGAGAGAAAAGUGUGUGUCAAUAUUAUUACCAAAUAAGUUGGUAGAUCUAGGACCUCUCAAGGUUGAUUGGAGUUUGUUUACCGACGUCAAGAUAUCUGCAGCACUCUCGCAGCUGGGCACCGUACACGCCUCACAGGCACAGCACCCAUUCUGGAAUCCAGUAGUACCGCCUGGCAGCAGCUGCUGAUAAGACGUUAGAGUGUGAGUCUGCGCGCAUCGAUCAAGCGCCACAACUGUGAGUGGAAAAAAAGCAGAAACAUAAAGAAUGUCUAGCACAAACAGUACAGCCUCCAAUGGUGGCACUGUCAAGUACGAGGCCCGCCUGUGUCACGUAGUCAAACGGCCCGACUUCGAUGGCUAUGGGUUUAAUCUGCAUGCGGAGAAGGGACGUCCCGGCCAGUACAUCGGUAAAGUGGACGAUGGAUCUCCAGCGGAAGCUGCGGGUUUGCGUCAAGGUGAUCGCAUCAUCGAGGUCAACGGGACAAACAUCACCAACGAAACGCACAAGAAGGUCGUGGAGCUGAUCAAGAGCAUCUCGAAUGAAACUAAACUGCUUGUGAUCGAUCCUCGGGCCGAUGCGAGCGAGUUGAAGGCCGCAGCUGCUGCUGCCAAGAGCAAGAACGGCGGUGUUGAUGUAAAUGAUAACAGCAAACAGAUGUCAACCAAUCGGAAGGAUAGCUUGAACGAAAAAUCUAGCCCGCAAUCGAAUCGGAAUAAACAUGACGUCAACGGUAGCAGUGCUAAUGAAGAUGCCAACAACAAGAAGAACACAAGCGCAAACAACAACCACGACACGAGUGCUAAUAAAAUGAUGUUGACAAAUGGAGACACGAAGAAGCAGCCUGUCGAACAGAUUAUCGAGGACACCAAGACCUUGUCGGUGGCAGCGAAGGUAGAAUCGAGCGGCAAACCGAUGGCAACCGCAAACGGAAGCAAUGGUACCUCAGAAAACGUCACCAAGGAUGGCCCCAAACUGAACCUCAAUAUGACCGCCGCCGAGCUACGUGCCCAGCUCGCUGCCCGGAAGAAGUACGACCCAAAGAACGAUGUGUGUGAUUUGCGCAAAAAGUACGAAAUUAUUCAGAAAAUGUGAUAAGUUACUUAUGUGGUAUGAAUGGCGCGAGUGCGGGCGUGAUAGAGACUCGAUUGAUACACAAGACACGCUUCACCUUGUUCGGUUAGUUACUUAAAGACGAUACUUCCUUCCUCAGAGGAUGAGUGAGGAUUAGUACUCAAGAACUUCGAGAACCACCCUACUGUGCAUAUGCGUUGCAGUGGGACCUGCACUGCUUAAUUGUACAGAAUAAAAAAUAUGCACCCAAUAACAUUCCUCCCCUCGUUGAUGCAGCAGUAGGACAUAUCACGACGAUUGUAGAAAUAUCAGAAAAUCUUAGUUUUUAACCAGUUUACGGUUGCGACACCAUUGCAUUACACCAUGCAUUGAUUCCCGAAAGCAGGUCGCGCUAAUCUCUUACGCACACACACACAAGUAUAAAUAUCGGAAUCCGUUAUCAUCGUAGGCCCCCACAUCUGAUAAAGCCCUCCGCGAAAGAUAGUGACAUGUUGGAAUUUAAAGUUCGGCGGAAACAAAGGCAAGCAGAAAACAUGUACACACAGUAAAGUAAUUAGCAAUUGGGACACGAUCUGGCCGACCGACCGAAUCUUACUCUGAAGAUUUAUAUUGGGCAAACAACAGAACGUGCCCGUAUGGAAACGAAAACAUUUUCUGGUCGUCGGGAAAGAAGUUUUAUAUGACACUGUGGUGCCGCCUUGCGAAAGUUAUAUUUUAUUUUAUAUUUUCCGAUAUCUGAUUAUUCGAACGAACGAAGGCGAAGAUGGCUUUCAAUUAGAGAAGUGUUGAUAAUGAUGUUUGAAAUGAAAAAAAAGACGACAGCAGAAGAAGGAUGAAUCACGAAUGAAACUGUAUGUGCGGUGACGAAAGUGUGGUGAAGACAGAACACACAUAAGAAGAAGAAAAUGUGCCAAAAUUUAAAAAAAGACAUUACCACAUCUGAAAGCUUUGUUCUACUGACGAAAUUUGAGUGAAAUUUAUCAAAAGUUGCAUGAAAUGAAGAAAAAUGUGAACACUGAUAUGUAUUACACAUGAUUAAUAAAAUAUAUUUAUAGCCUAUGAA
Molecule: messenger RNA, 2447 nt
Organism: Topomyia yanbarensis
Lineage: Eukaryota; Metazoa; Arthropoda; Insecta; Diptera; Culicidae
Product: Na(+)/H(+) exchange regulatory cofactor NHE-RF1
Exons: 2
Coding region: 578-1405 (275 amino acids)
Biological process (GO): protein localization to plasma membrane
Cellular component (GO): apical plasma membrane
Molecular function (GO): protein-membrane adaptor activity; protein binding
Source: RefSeq, a predicted model, not a curated record